Molecule: messenger RNA, 339 nt
Organism: Cooperia oncophora
Lineage: Eukaryota; Metazoa; Nematoda; Chromadorea; Rhabditida; Trichostrongylidae
Source: the annotation of a GenBank genome assembly
AUGUGUAGCAUAGAGCAUCUACAGCGAGCAGGUGAACGACAGUUUGACCUCUUCACCAGUUUCUACUUUGUAAUGGUCACAUUCUCUACUGUUGGCUAUGGAGACUGGUACUGCAAACUUGGACGAGAGGAUCAAGCCUCUGAUAACCCAUCUUCGUUGCAGAUUGAAGCAUUGGGACAAACGUGGAUUGCAAGGCAGAAAUGUGGAAGUGACUACAGUGGCGGAUUUGCUAAAAAUGAAAAACACGUUGUUGUUACGAUAACGCAUUUGGAAAUGGCACUUGUCAGGGAUUUCUGGACGAAUUCUACGCCACUCAUGGAGAACAAAGUGAGUGUGUGA